UAAAAUACUACAACCCUGUUUUGCACAAUCUCAACUGCAAGGAGCAGCUUCAACGUUAAUGUUCAUUUGUUGUGUGAAAUGUUGCAGCAUGGGAUUUAGUGGCAGCCACUGAAGUGAUGGACAGCACGCUGAAGCUCCGCUCUCUUUAUUCAUUUAUUUAUUUAUUUAACAGGAGCAACACUGUCCACACCAGAGCAGUGGGAGUGCAGGGCAGCCCAUCCAGCGAGUCUCACUGCUGAAACGCUCCUCUGACCGCCAGGUGCAAUCCAAACAUCUUCACCCUCCCAUGAAGGCGCAUCACUUGGCAACAAUGUCUCCAAACACCCGCAUGGCUUUUGUGGAAGCGAUUUGUCCCCCUAGUACCUUUUACGUUCCGUCCUAGCGCGUCUUCUGGUGGGAACGCCAUGUCCUGGAUGUAUUUUCUCCGGAGAUUGUAAAGUGGAAGGAAGCGCAUCUCGCUGAAGAAGCCAUGUGGAGAGCGGCCACGUCCCUUGGUGGGAGCACCGGAGGCAUAAAGCCCCACUAACAGGACAUCACUAUCUGCGUCUUCUUGGAGGAAAAAGGUCCGUCGAUGAGGAAACAAAGAGAGACGAGAUGGUAGAGAAUGGCCGCACCUGACCUUCUUGACCCAAAAUCUGCCGCCCACAACUCCAAACCUCGCCUGUCAUUCUCGGUCAGCCCGGUGCUGCUGAACACUCCAGAAGACGAGUGUGACACCCGGACUACAGUCAUGAGGUGGAAAACUGUGUCAGCCAUCUUCUUCUUGGUGGUGCUUUACCUCAUUGUUGGGGCGACAGUGUUCAGAGCGCUGGAGCAGCCCCACGAGAGCUCCCAGAAGCUGGCCAUCCUCGCAGAAAAACUGGACUUCUUGGCCAUGCACUCCUGUGUAAACUCCUCUGAGUUGGAGGAUUUGGUGAAGCAAGUGGUUUCAGCAGUCCGAGCAGGUGUGAACCCUUCAGGAAAUUCAUCCAACCACAUGAGCCUCUGGGACAUCAGCUCCUCUUUUUUCUUUGCUGGGACUGUUAUCACCACAAUCGGAUUUGGGAACAUCUCUCCUCACACAGAAGGUGGGCGGAUCUUCUGUAUAAUUUACGCUCUUCUUGGGAUUCCCCUAUUUGGAUUCUUAUUGGCUGGUGUCGGGGACCAGUUGGGGACCAUUUUUGGGAAGGGCAUCGCCAAAGUAGAGAAAAUGAUUGUGAAGUGGAAAGUCAGCCAGACAAAGAUCCGCGUCAUCUCCACGCUGAUCUUCAUUCUGUUCGGGUGCCUCAUCUUCGUGGCUCUGCCAGUCAUCAUCUUUAAGCACAUUGAGGGCUGGAGCACGCUAGAGUCCAUUUAUUUUGUCGUCAUAACCCUCACAACAAUUGGCUUUGGAGACUUUGUCGCCGGUGAAAAAGGUGGGUCAGAAAACCCAGAGUUUCUAAACUACUACAAGCCCGUGGUGUGGUUCUGGAUCCUGGUGGGCCUUGCCUACUUUGCUGCUGUGCUCAGUAUGAUUGGAGACUGGUUCCGAGUCAUCUCCAAAAAAACUAAAGAGGAGGUUGGGGAGUUUCGAGCACACGCAGCCGAGUGGACAGCAAACGUGUCGGCAGAGUUCAAAGAGACCCGGCGGCGACUCAGCGUUGACAUCUAUGACAAGUUCCAACGUGCUGCAUCCAUCAAGCGCAAGCUGUCAUCCGAGCUGGGUAUAAACUCGACCCUCAACCAGGAAUUGACCCCUGGCAAGAGGGCACUUUCUGUCAACCUGUAUGAGGACAGAGAGAACUACCCCAACUCGACUCUCUCCCUCAGUCCCAUCCCGGGGACUCUGGCCCGGAACGGCAGCUUCUACCUGAACGGCCUCAGCCCAGACUACGCUGACCGGCGGGAGAUCGCCAUCAUCGAAAAUCUAAAAUAAGACGCGGCAUGAAAAUGAGAUUCAGGGAACUGAAUGAAACGCAUUUGUUAGUGGACAGAACUUGCAAACACAUGCCCACUUUUGUGCUUGUCUGAGCAUCUGUUAUAAGGUACCUGUGCACAUUCAUUAAGUGGAUUGUACUCCAAUCAUUGAUCGAAAACCUUGAAAAGCUUGACAGAUCAAUCAUCAAAAUUCAAACACACAUAUUUAACGGGCUCGCUCACAGGUCCCAUCAAAUCAGCCGACUUCCUUUCUUUGUGUCUGUGCCAACGUGAUCGACAGCUGUGCAAGCGAUUGAGCCAAAUUAGAAGCCUGCUCCAGAAUGGAACAAAUGAUUGUAUCAGAGGCAUGCGUUCAACAAAGCUAUCUCAUGAGCAGGAAGGAAAUGAAAGCCCAUAUUGAGGUAGCAACACAUCUUAACAUGUGCCCACAAACAAGCCUGUGAACACACAGAAAGAAAUACAUUCAUCCAACUUAGAAAGCAAUAGAUGUAUCUGUGCUCUUUUCUUGUUGAAUUUCCAGAGGCCCUGAAAUCUGCAUCAGAAAAAGAGGAUCCUCACUGCUAAAAACACUCCAUAAUCAACAAUGAACGCUUUUUUUCUUGACGCGGCACCAGUCCUGUGCGAACACAAAGAAAUGGGGCUUUUUCUUUUUAGUUUACACUUCUUCCAGUAUGAAUUUGUAUGCCUUGCAUUCGCCGGUCAGUUUGCCCUCGCUAAGGACCGACAUUUAGCUUUUCACCCUAAGGAAUAACCACUUGUGCCUUACGUGAGGAUGGAGAUGCAUGAAGGAAUGAGAUGCGCUUUGUCUGUCCACUUAAACUCUCCGACUUGUUAUAUAUAAGCACAGUAAAAAAAAAAUCCAUAUAUUCAGGAGGGCACCUUGGAAUAAAUAUAGUAUGAAGAGGAAGCAAAUGGACAGAGGAAGAGGAAUCUACAGUAUACAUGGCAACCGAUUGGAGAAACAGUUUCUUAACAACUGUGAAGAUGCCUACCAGUCACUGAUCAGACCCCAUUCUCCCUUAUACCAAAGUAAUGAUCCAUGAUUCUGACAGAAGAAUCAGAGGUCUUCUGUGUGAUCAAAGGACCAGGAGUCCUUUGUGUUAUUUCAUUUUUUUCAGGAGACUGAAACAUAAAGCUCGGUGCGUCAACACUGUCUUAUUUCCGAAUAGUACAUACUACAGACCAGGGGUAGCAGCUGAUAUUAUAACCCGACGUGUAUCGUACUGUAGCAAUGAAAGCUGCAUCUUUCCCCUUUUUUUAUGUUGCAGCACAUCACUACCUUCAGAUAUAAAGUCAGUGGUUUAAGAUGAGAGCCUUGCCAAUUUUGAAUGUACACCACCAUAAAGCUCUAUUUGCUGUAUAUCACUGUAGAUACAAAAUUAUUAUGACUUUAGAGUCUGUGAGUUUAACACAUGCCUGAUUUAGUGUUGAUUAUUGAAAAUUGAUUAAUUGAAAAGAUUAUUAAAUAGGUAGGAAUGUCAUGGCACAGUUAGUAUCUCACUUUGACUUUUAAUAUGGCAUAAAACAUUUUUAUUUUAAAUUUUAAACGGGCCCUUUUCUAAAAAUAAGGAUGGACUGCUUUUGAUGACAUCAUGCAGGGGAAUUUCGGAUUCUUGUGUCUCGCAAUGGAAUGGUUUGGAUUGUGUGUCUUAUAGUGUUAUUUCGUGCUUUUAUCCAGCAUGAUAUGCUGUAAAUGUUCUCAAAACAUUUGAUAGUGCUAUUUACAGCUUGUAGAAUUAAAACAUAUUUACAAGAAGUGGGAUUUACAAAACAGAAUGCCAUACAGUAUGUUUCAAACCAAGCCUACUCAUCUGCUUUACCAAAUGUUUAGAAUGUAUGGGUUAUCAGAAGAGUGUUUAGUGUGGCAGGAGAAGUCAGUUGCACCAGCUCUUAUAAGUAAAACAAAAUACAGCCAAUACAGUUAUUAUAACUUUAUUAUAAACUUAUUGACAGACCCCUGUGCUGUGUCAGCACUCACUCAGCUGUGAGUAUGCUCUGACUAUGCCACUUACCUAUUGUGGGAUCCAGAGAAAAAAAAGUUUUGGCUUGUUUGUAUUUUAAGCUAAUCUCAACAUCCUGGUCAGCUCUAAGCCCUGGAUGCAGCGACGGCGCCCUUGCGAAAUUUGAUAGCGGAAGCGGAUACAUCAAAUGGAUUUCACUGCAAUUGUGCCUCGUACAAUUUCAUGUGACAAAUAAAAAAGUAUUGAUUGAAUUCAAUGAUCGAUUGAUUGUGAGUAACGCACCGGAUGCCAGGCUUUAUCCCAGCUCUGUACACCUGGUAAACCAGACUAAUGACAACAACAGCUAGAUUAGCAUAUAUGCAUGCAUAUAUAUAUAUGUGUGUAUAUAAGUAAAACAAAGUAAUACCGACAUUAGCAAAAGAUCAAUAGCUAAGUUUAAAAUCACUAAAACUGUAAUUUGAUUAAAAAAGCAACACAUGUUUCCUAGCAACCGGUUUGCACAUCAGUCUUUGCAGCUAAGACUUUACUCCAUAUCAAGUGUGAAACUAGCGAGCAGUUACUAAGUAAUAAGGAAAGACUGUACACACAAACUGAAUUAAACAAAUCUGGUUUAAACCAGUCUACAACAGUAUUAGUCGGUUACAUGUUUGCUCUCUUUUUUUGUUCUAAAUCUCGAGGUUUUCUUAAAAAGGUCGUCCUUAGCGUGAGCACUCACUGACUGUACUGUAAGGGCAUCAGCUGCCAUGUGUAAUCAAGUCAAACAGGAGUCACAAAGAGAUUGUGAAGAAAAUAAGAUAAGGAUAAGAGACUAUUUCAAACAUGUUCUAAAAAAAUAUAUAAUUUUCUUGUUCUUGCGUAUCUAAAAAGUAAUCAAAAACAUCAAGACAAAUAUGUAUGUUGACUUGCAAUACACUGAAAGAAAUGCUAUGAUGCUUUACUGUAAUGCCUGGGGAAAAGCACCGUGUGUGCAGCUGUUCAAAGAGAAGUCGUCCUACGGAUGUAUCCCAGUCGGCCCUGUGAUCGGCAGCCACUUAGAGGCGAGCUGUCAGUGCUGAAGAAAGUCAAGGAGUGCUGUGGAUGGAGCGUUAUGUAAUAUGUCAGGCCAUGCUAGGACACGUGAGGAUACCUAUGCAUGAUUGUGUUUACCUGUUUGUGUAUGAAUGAACGUGUGGAAUGUGCAUUGACAAAACUCAUUUAAUUUCCACCCACAGCAUUUUCACAUGGCGUCCUCUUUUCCCAGGGUGACAGUUUUUAAUUAAGUCUGCGGCUCUAUUAAAAUCCUUGUUCAAGCAUGUAGAAUGUACCGAUCCAUGACGGCAGAGAUGAGCCUCAUUAUGAAUGUAAGCACAUUCAUGAUUUAACAUUGUGAUUUAUGUAUGCAAAGUACAGUUCAAUUAGCUCAGUGGGUAUGCUGUGAAAACAACUACAGGCUUUUUAAAGCCAUUGGUCCUCAUUUUAU
Etheostoma spectabile (orangethroat darter) is the source of this 5316-nucleotide messenger RNA. RefSeq names its product potassium channel subfamily K member 2. NCBI's taxonomy places the organism in Eukaryota, Metazoa, Chordata, Actinopteri, Perciformes, Percidae. Bases 605 to 1894 code for a protein of 429 amino acids. Gene Ontology annotation, biological process: stabilization of membrane potential; potassium ion transmembrane transport. Gene Ontology annotation, cellular component: plasma membrane. The record is from RefSeq and is a predicted model, not a curated record. Gene Ontology annotation, molecular function: potassium ion leak channel activity; outward rectifier potassium channel activity. The transcript is spliced from 7 exons.